Didymodactylos carnosus is the source of this 474-nucleotide messenger RNA. The record is from the annotation of a GenBank genome assembly. NCBI's taxonomy places the organism in Eukaryota, Metazoa, Rotifera, Eurotatoria, Philodinida, Philodinidae.
AUGCAAUUAUCCAGGUCAUGUCAAAAAAAUAGAAACAAUGAUAAAGAUCAUAAAGAAUUUGAAAUUUGUUGUCAUCAUUGUGGAGGAAAUCAUCUUUCUACAGACUAUAAUUGUGCUGUCAUUAAAGAAUAUCGUUCAAAAGUGAUUUCUGAAAUUAAGCAUCAUCCAGAACGUCUACCACCAAAUGUGCAGUUAUUUAGUCCUUCACAAUAUCGUGAUCCACGUGAAAGCAGUAAAGUAAUUUAUAAUAACAAAGUAACAAAUCAUCAAUCACAAAUCAAACAACAACAGUAUAACAGAAAUGACAAUAAUGUAUGGCCAAAUCUUAAUUUUCCUUUUCAAAAUAUGUCAACAACUACAUCCUCGAUAAUGAAUGUAGGCGGAGUUUAUGUUUCCCCGCGUACACAAGCCCCGUUUGAGCUGUUUGAAAAAUGUCUUUAUAAUGUCCGCGUCGGAAGAUCAUUUGUCGACUGA